GUCAAGUGCGCGUGUCUCGUCGCUGCGGACAAAAAAAAAACAGCUGAACGCAAGUAAUCACAAAGAAUCCAAGUGCUUCUGUGAAAAAUCAAUUUUUAUCUGGAAAAUUGAAACAUAGAUCAGUGGUUACUUUAUUGAUGCAAUGGCGAAAAACAAGUGCACCGUACUGCUCGGUUACGACGACGAACCAAUAUCAGAUAGAGACAAACCGUAUCUGAAUCACACGGUGAACAAAAUCGGUGGAGUUCCGAAUUGGGCUUCGUCGGAAGUUGUCAUAGCACCGUGUCCAUUGUGCGGCCAAAGUCGUCCACUGAUACUGCAAAUAUAUGCGCCUCUAGAGAACUCUCAGUUUCAUAGAACGCUGUACGUGUUUGCUUGUUUAAAUGCCCCCUGUUCGACACAGUCUCUCAGCUGGAUUUGUAUCAGAACACAGGCACUGGAAAGGAGCCCGACGGAGAAUGAAUGUGGUGCGAUCGCCACCAGCCAGUUUGUUAAAACAUCCUCCAACAAUAUAGCCUGGUGCAGCGGGGCUGAUGAUUGGGGUGAAGAUGAUACCGGAACUACUGAGGACAACUUUAUGAGGGUGGACACUUCCAACAUACCGAACAUGGCACAAGAAGAAAACGGGAAUAUCAUACAAUAUGAUAAAAGCAAAGUUUCGGACGAAGAUGAGGAAAGCAAUUCCAUAGAAAAUGAUCUGUUUCCAGGAUUCGUCAAUCUGCGUGUCGACGAAACGAAUGCCAAUGGUGCUGGUGCCAAGGGAGGUCUAAUUGAUAAUUUGUAUACAUGUAAAGUGACAGCCGAAAUCGAAGGAACGGAUGACGAAGUUAUCCUCGUGGAGACUCCUGAUUCGCCCAAGCGGGACUUGAUAGCUUUACUGAAACAACCACAAAUCAUACCAAGAGAUGUAGCCGAUUUGACAUUGAAAUGUUACUAUAUCAGUGUAGAUGAGGAACGAUCUUCUUCGCCACAUGUUUCAGAUCAUGUACGAGAGCUGAUGUAUGAAUACCAAAGGCACGAAGAAGUGAAAACAAGUCCGGAUAGUCCUGUUGGACAUGGUGCUGCAGGUGGCGGUUACGUGAACCCCAUAGAACAGGAACUCUAUGAAAAAGGCAUACCAAUGCACGGCGAUUUAAUGUUUCACAACUUUAUGACAAAAGUCCACGAAAAUCCUGGCCAAAUCUUGCGGUACUCCCGCAAUGCAGCGCCACUACUAAUCGCACCUCUGAAAGAGCAAUUUCCAUCCAAAUGCCAACACUGCGGCAGUGAACUUAUCUGUGAGAUUCAAAUUUUACCUACAGUUAUCGAAAGACUUAGCUUAGAGACAAAUGGUGAACGUGUACCGAUCGAUUUCGGUAACGUUCUCGUGUGGACAUGCAUUAAAAGUUGUUGGGAUACACCCGAUCGUAUGCGCACCGAAGUGGUGCUAGUACAACAAGAAUCAUCAUAAAUAGAAGGCUGAGCAGAGAUGGAAUCAUUGCAAUUCGAUGAACAUUAUCAAUUACACAGUAAUCAAUAACUUUUAAAUUUUUAACUAGUAGAAAGAAGCGGCAAUGUCUCUGGUCUCGAGAAAAUAAAGCAUAAGUUUUAAAAGCUUCAUGUCAAUUGAAUCGGUUUACCUCUUUCGCACGUGAUGAUAGCGUUACUGGGAUGAUUAAAUAAAACAGUAUGCUACAAAUGAGACCACCCUUCUUAUAGAACAUUUUAGAGCAAACGGCAUUUUGCACAUUUACAGUGUUACAAACAAUUAGAUACCGAACUGUCUUCCUAUGUAUAACAUGGAAGACUAUACAAACCAUUAUACAGUAGAAUUCGAUGUUGUUCAAGUGAUACAAAUAGAUAAAGUUAUCAUAUUAUGAUAAGAGAUUAAAUUAAACUGUUCAUUCAAAAAUGUUGAAAAUCUUUCAAUCUCGAUCGAGAACCGUAAUACUAACUUAAAGUUCAUAUUGAUAUUUUCCAUAUUAUGCAAGUAGAACUCGUAGGUUGUUUUCGAAAUUAAAAUACAGCGUAAGCCAAGCAAAACAAAAAGGGCAUUCAAAAAAACA
Messenger RNA from Malaya genurostris, 2045 nucleotides. It is a transcript of the gene trus, whose product is annotated as programmed cell death protein 2-like. Gene Ontology annotation, cellular component: cytoplasm. The record is from RefSeq and is a predicted model, not a curated record. The transcript has 3 exons. The coding region runs from base 143 to 1450 and encodes 435 amino acids. NCBI's taxonomy places the organism in Eukaryota, Metazoa, Arthropoda, Insecta, Diptera, Culicidae.